This is a messenger RNA of Habropoda laboriosa, 813 nucleotides long. RefSeq names its product tetraspanin-33-like. NCBI's taxonomy places the organism in Eukaryota, Metazoa, Arthropoda, Insecta, Hymenoptera, Apidae. Gene Ontology annotation, biological process: protein localization to plasma membrane; protein maturation. Gene Ontology annotation, cellular component: membrane. Bases 1 to 813 code for a protein of 270 amino acids. The transcript has 5 exons. The record is from RefSeq and is a predicted model, not a curated record.
AUGAUGAAUAACCGGAGGAGAACAAGUAACUUCACUUAUGUUAGUUCUUGUGUGAAGUAUAUGAUAUUUAUGCUCAAUUUUGUUUUUUGGUUGUUUGGAGGACUCUUAAUUGGAGUAGGUUUAUAUGCAUUUGUGGACAAAUGGCAAGCAACUGGUUCAGUUAGAGUAGAGACUGUAUAUGAUGUAGUUCUCAAUAUUUCUCUUGUAAUGGUUAUUGCAGGAGGUGUAGUCUUUGUUGUCAGUUUUGCAGGAUGUGUUGGAGCAUUGCGUGAAAAUACUUGUCUUCUAAAAUUUUAUUCAUUAUGUCUAUUAGUAUUCUUCCUGCUUGAAAUGGGUAUAGCAAUUGUUGGUUUUGUAUUUCCACAUACAUUGCAAUCUUUGUUGGAGGAAUCAUUCACAGAUAAGAUUAUACAAACAUAUCGAGAAGAUCCUGAUUUACAAAAUUUUAUUGAUUUUGGACAACAAGAAUUUAAAUGCUGUGGUUUAAGUCAAGAAGGAUAUUUGGAUUGGGGAAAGAAUGAAUAUUUUAAUUGCUCCAGUCCUAGUGUAGAACGCUGUGGUGUACCAUUUUCUUGUUGCAUUAAUGCUACAGACAUAUCAAGUGGUCUUGUGAAUAUCAUGUGUGGCUAUAAAGUACAAAUGCUGCCAGUAUCUGAAGCAGGCAAGAAAGUAUGGACUAGUGGUUGUAUUGAAAUUGUGAGAAGUUGGGCAGAACGUAAUUUAUAUACAAUAGCGGGUAUUGCCUUGACUAUAGCUCUUAGUCAGUUAUUUGUAAUUUAUCUUGCUAAAACACCGGACAAGAAACCAAGAUAA